Molecule: messenger RNA, 489 nt
Organism: Scaptodrosophila lebanonensis
Lineage: Eukaryota; Metazoa; Arthropoda; Insecta; Diptera; Drosophilidae
Product: histidine-rich glycoprotein
Exons: 2
Coding region: 64-489 (141 amino acids)
Source: RefSeq, a predicted model, not a curated record
AAGCUAUUCUUUAUUUUUUGUUUUCCUAAAUACCGACCUGUGAAUUAUUGCCAAAGCCAAAAUAUGCUGAAGUUUGUUCUGCCCUGCCUGGCCUUGUUGGCGAUGAGCAACGCUCUUAAAAUUCACGAGUACGACCAUCAGGAAUACGAGCAUGAGGAGCACGCUAAAUACGAGCCGGAACACGAGGAGACCGAACUGCAUCACGAGGUCGAUCACAAGCACGCCACUUCACAUCAGAGUGUCAAGUUCCACCACUACCAUGCCGUGCCCGUCUACAUCAAGAAAGAGGAUCAGCAUCUGGUAAAGAAGCCCAUUGAAAUUGGAGGCACAAAGCAAAAGCUAAAGGUUCUCCACCCCAAGACGGAACACAACCACAACCAUGGACUCGUUCUGGAGCAACAUAGCGAGUCGCAUCUGCACGAGCACGGCCACUAUGAGGAGCCGGUGCAUCAUGCAGAGCAUUACGAGCACUAUGCGCACCAUGAAUAG